This is a messenger RNA of Owenia fusiformis, 1429 nucleotides long. Lineage: Eukaryota; Metazoa; Annelida; Polychaeta; Sabellida; Oweniidae. The record is from the annotation of a GenBank genome assembly.
GUAAAAAUCAAAACAUUAAAAUGUCUCAAAAGAUGUUGUCCCAUUCAAUAAGGGGUCUCUUGAGUGUAGGGACACAAUCUAAAGGGGCACUCAAUCGUCCUUUGUUUGGUUGGCUCAACUCUGUUUUCAAUAGAAUGGACAAAGAUAGAGUUAAAGAAGUUGGUCCUGAGAGAGCUUGUGCAGAAUGGCUUAUUAGAUGUGGGGCCCAUGUUAAGUGGAAAGGUGCUAAAAGAUGGCAUGCAGAUUACAACACAUUGCCACAAAGUAGUUCUAACAAAUAUGUCAUUGAGGAAGUGAAUGGUGACAAUGCUGCUGUGAUGGGGAUUGGCUUUCCUCAUUUUGUGGGAUGCAAUCAUGUCAGAAAGAUCCGCUUUCACUUUUGUGGCUACAUGCAUGAUGAUGCCAUUCAACAGCUAGACAUUCUGAAAGAAACACUAGAGCACCUAGAGAUCACAAGCUGCGCUAAUGUGACUGAUAAAGGAUUAUUUAGUCUUACCAAUCUGAAUUCACUGCAGACCCUUAUUAUGUAUGACCUUCCAUCUGUGAGAGACAAAAAAGGAAGUUUGGACUUGUUGAGACAUGGACUGCCAAAGUGCCAUAUAGAAUUUCAUGAUGUAGAAAAGCCUGAAAAUCCAGCAAUUAGCAUGGGAGGAACAGAUGCAAAAACCUAGUACUAUUUAUAUGAAAUCUCUGCACAUGCAUUUCAAAAUCUGGGUGUGUUUUGUUGUUCUUGUACAAUACUUUGGCAAUCAGAGUAUUGAAUUAGUUCAAGGUGCUACCAUGAAUCAUUUAACAAGUUUGAGAGAGUCAAUAAUAUGAUAUGCCAUUUGCCAUAUCAGUGAAAAGGAAACUCAAAAUUGUCUUUAUACAUCGGUCCUGAUAUAAAGAUGGCAGUGUGGUCGGUUUGUUUAUGCUAUGAAGAAAAUACGGUUUCUCUUGCCACAUAUACUAUUACCACAUAUAUUGUGCCAUCUGUAAUGGACCCAACAAUAUACUGUAACUUAAAAAGAAGACAUACUGGCACAGUGUACAACACAAAAAACAGAACUUUGUAACAUGUGUGUGAGUACAGGUGUUAUAUUAUGUACACGCAUCUGAUUUUACUUAACCAGAUUUUGUAGGCUUUUGCUAUAGCUUCAAGCCAUUGCGCAAAUCCUUCCACAAUACCUGCAGAGUGCAGUACACAGAAGUCCAGAGACUUGUACAUCCACAGUUUUUGAAUUGAAAUAUAGGUGUCCCAACAUAUGAUUAGAAAAAGGAGGUCGGAGUCUGGUGUUCAGCGUCUGUAACAAAUAACAUGUGGUGACAUUUUGCACGUUGAUACCUUGUUAGAUAGUUAGUCUCAACUUGUUAAAGUCAGUUUGUUUCCAUUUUGUUACAUGCUACACAGACAUGUUAAUUGUAAAUUAAAUAAGAUUUUAAAAAGUUU